AUGGGUGUGUUACUCUUACGGUGGGUUCUGGCGGUGACUCUGUUGCUAACUUGCGUGUUAGGUUUUAAAUCCGACGAACUUCUCCUCGACGACGAAGAGUUCGGCAUCGAAGGUGGACGCUCCUCCUCCUUCCACUCCGAUUCGCAUCAACCUUCCACCGCCGCCACCUCCACCUCCACCUCUCGGAAGAGGUUUUCGGAGUCCGCCUCCGAUUCCAAGAUCCAGUUCACUCUCCAACACGCGUUCGGAGAUUCCGAUUUCUCCGACGCUGGCAACUUCUCUGCUCGCCUCAAGACUUGGAGCCACGGUGGCCAGACGCUGACGAAGCUGCGGUUUAAGCGGGAUCCUUUGACUGAAGUUGAGCAGAAGAUUUUUAAAGAACUGUUGCGAGGAGAUGAUUUCUAUAGGAUUAGAUUGCCGUCCAAUGUUUUGAGUCCUCCUGGCCGGGAAUAUAUUAUUUCUUCUGUGAAAGCACGAUGUCUUCCAGGGGAUGGAUUGGAGGAGCAUUUUGUAAUACACAUGGAAGGUGUUAAUGUCUUGGCUGUCAAUUAUGGUGCCCCUGGGGCUUGUGCUUAUCCUAGACAACUGAAGUUUCCUGGAAAGUGGUCUUUCAAGUCACACACAGUUCUGAAGAACAGUGAACAGGCACCAAGAGCUCCAAUAUUUGCUGAAGAUGCGCUAGGUGGGGAGGAGGGAGAUGGUGAGGCUGUAAAGCCAAUAGAAAGGUCCUUUUGGGCUAAAUAUUGGAUGUACCUGAUCCCUCUUGGACUCAUAGUAAUGAAUGCCGUUACUCAAGCUAUGAAUAUGCCUGAUGAACAACCUGGCGGGCAACCUGGUGCUCCAGCACAGCAGCAGCCAGGAUCUGCAGUGCAGCGUGGACCAAGUUCUGGUGCUGUGCGUAGAAGAUGA
Molecule: messenger RNA, 909 nt
Organism: Sphenostylis stenocarpa
Lineage: Eukaryota; Viridiplantae; Streptophyta; Magnoliopsida; Fabales; Fabaceae
Source: the annotation of a GenBank genome assembly